Messenger RNA from Myotis daubentonii (Daubenton's bat), 2445 nucleotides. RefSeq names its product syntaxin 19 (gene STX19). Gene Ontology annotation, molecular function: SNAP receptor activity; SNARE binding. The record is from RefSeq and is a predicted model, not a curated record. Gene Ontology annotation, biological process: exocytosis; intracellular protein transport; synaptic vesicle fusion to presynaptic active zone membrane. Gene Ontology annotation, cellular component: SNARE complex; endomembrane system; plasma membrane. Lineage: Eukaryota; Metazoa; Chordata; Mammalia; Chiroptera; Vespertilionidae.
GCAGAACCGGAUUCUCCAGGUGUGAAGUAAGCAAUUUGUUCUUCUCAGCAAAAGGACAACUUUAUCUCUAACUUAUCUGGCUUCAUAAUUUGGCUUUCAAUUAAGUUAAUGAUAUGAAAAUGUACAGAAAUUGCCUGUGAACUAUAAGAUAGAGACAAAUAAUUUGAUCAAAACGCUACAGAUGAUAGGUUUUCCUCUCACAGGCAGGACUCCAACACCGCAGGUGGAAAAGCAACAAAAGGAACAAGACAAAGGCACCGUUUUUACAUCCUCAACGGGGUCAUCACUGAAGAACAUCUUGCACAGCUCCAGUGAUGGCAGGCUUAUUAUCUCAUGAAGCAGUUCAUUCCAUCUCAGGACAGUUCUGCUUGCGUGAAGAGUCUUCUUUAUACCAGAGCAAACCUCUCUCCAUAUAAUUUCCACCUUUGGAGUUAGGCCAAGAAUAAAGGGAAGAUGAAGGAUCGACUUCAAGAACUAAAGCAAAGAACAAAGGAACUCGAACUCUCUAGAGACAGGCAUGAGUCAACUACAGAAGCAGAGGAACAAGGAAGGAUUCUGCAGCAAGCUGUUAUUUAUGAAAGAGAGCCUGUAGCCGAGAGACACCUACAUGAGAUCCAAAAACUUCAGGAGAGUAUUGACAGUUUGACAGACGAUGUUCAAAAAUUUGGGCAGCAACAGAAAAGUCUGUUGGCUUCAAUGAGAAGAUUUAGUCUCCUUAAGAGAGAGUCGGGCAUUACAAAAGAGAUUAAAAUCCAAGCAGAACACAUCAAGAGAGGUUUGGAUGAUUUGGUAAAAGAAGCAAAAAAAUCAGAGGCUGAAACUGGUCCAUCAUCAGUGGUCACAAGGAUACUUAAAUCUCAGCAUGCCGCAAUGUUCCACCACUUUCAGCAAACCAUGUUGAUAUACAAUGACACAAUAGCAGCAAAACAAGAGAAGUGCAAGACAUUUAUUUUCCGUCAGCUUGAAGUUGCUGGAAAGCAAGUGCCUGAAGAAGAAAUAAAUGAUAUGCUUCAUCAAGGAAAAUGGGAAGUUUUCAAUGAAAGCUUGCUUACAGAAAUCAAUAUCACUAAAGCACAACUCUCAGAGAUAGAACAGAGACACAAGGAACUUGUUAAUUUGGAGAAUCAAAUGAAGGAUUUAAGGGAGCUUUUCAUUCAUAUAUCUCUUUUAGUAGAAGAACAAGGAGAAAGCAUCAACAAUAUUGAAAUGACAGUGAAUGGUACAAAAGAGUAUGUAAACACUACUAAAGAGAAAUUUGGCCUAGCUGUGAAAUAUAAAAAAAGAAAUCUUUGCAGGGCACUGUGUUGUUGGUGUUGUCCAUGCUGUGGCUCAAAAUAAAGAACCUGUUUUAGAAAACUCUUCAGCUUUAGAAUGAAGGAUGCCCUGUAUUUCAGUAUCUUGUUUUUCUUCAUUUCACAGAUUCAUUCACAUACUUUCUUAUUAUUGUUAUAAUUUCCUCCUUUGGUCCUUACCCACUAGAAUUGCAUACACUUCCAAAGCCAGUGACAUAAAACGUCUUCAUUUACUAAACUAAAAACAUUAUGCUUAGCUGUUGAAAGUGAGGUGAAUGAUCUUGUUUCUACUCAGGUAUCAAUCUCUACCAUAUGUUUUUGUAAUUUCCAAUGUCUUUAGGAGAUGAACGUCAGUAAGUGACAACCAGUUAAACAUUCUUUUGGUUCAUUUCAGAAUAUUUUGGUAGGUAGGAAUUGUAUAAAAUAAGACCUCAAAGGAUACUAUAUUCAAGCAAAUUUAACAGCAGCUGUAUCAAAUCUUUUAUGUUCAGAUAUUGCAGAUAAUUCAGUGGUCAACUAAAUCUUGAUAAAAUCCAGCCAUGUACUUGAUGAAGACUCUAGUUGGUAACUGGGAGCUGAAUCUAGUUUAAAGCCUACGAAGGCAAAUUAAGGCACUGUUUCCCUGAACUUGGGUUCAUUCGGGACACCAUGUAACAUACAGAGCAGGAAGGUUGGGAAAUGAAGUAAAAAAUAAAGGUAUUCUCAAAAGUUUCUCCAUCACUUUUUUGUAAAGCCAGACACUACACUAGGGGCUAGGGAUAUAACUGGAACUCACAAAGGCAUAGAAAUCUGUAAUUCACACUCUAGUGGAGAAAACAGAUAACAAAUACAAAUAUCAGAUCAUGCUGUCUUGGUAAACUUAAAAUAAGGGUAUGGUGAGUUAGAGACUAUCACUACCAGAGUGGCAUCUUUGGGUUGGGCGGUAAGAAAGGUAAUAUUAAGUGAAAAUCUCAAUGAUGAGGACAAGGGAUGGUAUCUUCCAGGCAUAAGAUACAAACAGUAGAAAGACCCUGAGGAGGGUAAUUUACUCUGGUCAAAGAAAAAUGAAUAGUACAGCUAUAUCACAGUGGCUAAAAGAGCAGUAAGGGAACAAUGAAGUUAAGAAAGAUCAGCAGGGGCUACAGUUAAGAGUCACGUAAGUGUGAAAAUUACA